Molecule: messenger RNA, 624 nt
Organism: Brugia malayi
Lineage: Eukaryota; Metazoa; Nematoda; Chromadorea; Rhabditida; Onchocercidae
Gene: Bm567
Exons: 4
Coding region: 1-624 (207 amino acids)
Biological process (GO): regulation of synaptic transmission, cholinergic; positive regulation of voltage-gated potassium channel activity; sleep
Source: RefSeq, a predicted model, not a curated record
AUGUCGACUUUAAGCUUAUAUAACUCUAAAGACGUUGCAGUUGUAUUCACACUUUUCUUUAUCGUGUGUUCAGUGGCCUCUAGCCACAUAGUACAUACACCGUCACCAAAAGUGUUCAAAAGUCGUUUAAAAGGUCAGGUUGUCUGUUACGCUUGCAUAUCUUCCGCAAAUGAUUCUGAUUCACAAUCCUACGACAGCAGCUCCACUGCUGAUCUAUAUCGGACACUUGAAAAAGCUGGAUUGCUGAUACCAAAACAUAUAACAAAGUGUUUCGAAUCAUAUCUCCCAAAUAAUCCAAAUUAUUAUCAAACGGAUUUAGUAUUUUGCCCAAAUACUGUUAUGGAACCAGGCGCAUGUGUCAAACUGAAAGGACACCAUAACGGUGAUCAAUAUAUUUAUCGUAAUUGUUGGAGUAAUAUGUGGAUUGAUAAACGACCAUAUGCGCGACAGAUGUCCGAGCGAUGUUAUAUUGAUGAGCUGGUGCAAAACUUUGUUGCAACAAGUGACAACAAAAUAUGUUUUUGCGAAGAUGACCUUUGUAAUAAUAGCCAUAGCACAUUGCUUUUUUUAUCCAAUGACCUCUUCUUGAUAAUGAUGUUUAUUAUAUUUUUACACUUACAUUAA